Molecule: messenger RNA, 759 nt
Organism: Guillardia theta CCMP2712
Lineage: Eukaryota; Cryptophyceae; Pyrenomonadales; Geminigeraceae
Exons: 10
Coding region: 1-759 (252 amino acids)
Source: RefSeq, a predicted model, not a curated record
AUGGAGCUGGUGAACCAGUCUUACCAGCUCCAGGAAGUGAACAACAUAUUGCAAGACCAUUCAAACAAGCUCCAGGAAGUGAACAACAUAUUGCAAGACCAUUCAAACAAGCUCCAGGAAGUGAACAACAUAUUGCAAGACCAUUCAAACAAGCUCCAGGAACAUUCCACCAAGCUCGACCAGCUCCAGGUACUCGACAUGAGAAUAGAAACUGCGAUCAAGUAUGACCUGACUCGAUUGAUGCAUGAAGAACACAAUGGAAGAUCAUUCAGACAAGCUCGACCAGCUCCAGAUCAUUCAGACAAGCUCGACCAGCUCCAGGUACUCGGCAAGAGAACAAGGGACACAAUGGAAGACCAUUCAAACAAGCUCCAGGAACAUUCCACCAAGCUCGACCAGCUCCAGGUACUCGACAUGAGAAUAGAAACUGCGAUCAAGUAUGACCUGACUCGAUUGAUGCAUGAAGAACACAAUGGAAUAUCAUUCAAACAAGCUCGACCAGCUCCAGAAACGAUCAAGUACCUGACUCGAUUGACUCCGUGCAUGAAGAACACGUUGAAGGAUAUUCAGAGGCUCAUGGAGAAUGCUCAGCCGGCAAAUCAGAUUGAAAAGAUCAAGGAAGAGAUCAUGCAGGAACUGAAAGAAAACCUGAACCAGAAUGUCAUGCAUAACAUUGCCUGUAUGCAAAAGUUAGAAUCUUUGCCAACAAGCGGCGACCAAGUCGAUGACGAAGCCGGGCACGGGGCAGCUUCUCGCUGA